This is a messenger RNA of Pochonia chlamydosporia 170, 1497 nucleotides long. Its product is annotated as COP9 signalosome subunit 1. Lineage: Eukaryota; Fungi; Ascomycota; Sordariomycetes; Hypocreales; Clavicipitaceae. The record is from RefSeq and is a predicted model, not a curated record. Bases 1 to 1497 code for a protein of 498 amino acids. Gene Ontology annotation, cellular component: COP9 signalosome. The transcript has 4 exons.
AUGGCAGCUUCGGACGCGGUUCUCAGCUUCAUGACCAAGCAGAGCAACUUGGGAGGCGUUGUAGUCAAUGGUAUUCAGAGCUCCCCUCCCCACCACUCCGCUCGUUUGAGCAUCCAUUCUUUCAUGAUCAAAAUGGCUAACAGCAAAUCUUUUGUACCAGAAUUACCGAAGCUCGAUCUCGACCUCUAUCUCCAAAAUUAUGUCGGCCGUACUCGAUUCGAUCGCCUGUUUUUAAUCGGACAAAGCUCUGCACCACUUUGUGUUGAAGCUCUGAAAGCUGCCGUUAAUGAAGCCAAAACAGGGAACGAUGUCAACCGUUACCGGGAUGCCUGGGAUGCUGUUCGGAAUGUUGCCCCAAAUGACCCCGAAGCGCAAAGAGACGAUGCAUGGAUAGAGCAGACCGAGAUGGCAAACAAGGCCGAGACGGCGAGGCUGGAGGGCGAACUAAAAGGAUACAGAAAUAAUCUCAUUAAAGAGAGCAUUCGGAUGGGUAACGAGGACCUCGGCAAACACUUUGAAAGCAUUGGAAAGCUGUCUGAAGCCACCGACGCCUAUACAAGGAUGCGACAAGAUGUCAGCACCACCAAGCAUAUCAUCGACUGUGGCAUGCAUCUUGCCAACGUGUCGCUCCACCGUCGGGACUACGCCAUGGUCUUGAACAACAUUGGCAAGAUCACAUCCGUGCAAAACGGUGACGACGAAAAGUCACUUCAAGCAUAUACCAGGAUCGCCUCUGGGAUCGCCUUGUUAGGGCUGGAGCGUUUCGAGGACGCAGCAAAGCAGUUUCUGAGAACCGAUUUCACCGUGUCCCCAACCGAAUAUAAUCACAUCGCCAGUCCAAAUGAUGUCGCCGUUUAUGGUGGUCUCCUAGCCCUAGCCACCAUGGAUCGGAAGGAACUUCAACAAAAUGUCUUGGAGAAUCAGACGUUCCGCACAUUUCUCGAACACGAGCCACAUAUUCGAAAGGCGAUCAGCCUGUUCGUCAAUAGUCGAUACUCGAGCUGUCUCUCCAUAUUAGAAGGUUCCCGAGCAGAUUAUCUGCUCGACAUUUACCUCCAGAACCACGUCCCUGCCAUCUACUCCAAAAUACGUACCAAAUGUAUUGUCCAAUACUUUGUCCCCUUCUCUUGCGUUACCUUGGAAUGUCUCGACGCAGCCUUUGCUCAGCCAGGAACAUCUAUUGGUUCCGAACUGGUAGAAAUGAUACGCCAAAAUGCAUUGAAAGCACGAAUCGAUGCAAAGAAUAAGCUUCUAGUUGCCGUCCGCCCUGAUGCCCGAGCUGUCAUGCAAAAGGAAGCCCUUCAAGUUGCCCAGAGCUACGAGCGGGAAGCUAAGGAACGAUUGCGUCGCAUCAGCCUUGCUGCUACUGGACUGGAUGUGGUUGGUGGGAAGAAAGCGACCCCUGGCCUUCCCAGCGGAUCGGGUUUGGACGAGGCAUGGUAUGAUGACAGCAGACAACCACCUUUUCAGGGGACUGGGCUGGAAAUGGAAGGCUGA